Molecule: messenger RNA, 3766 nt
Organism: Xyrauchen texanus (razorback sucker)
Lineage: Eukaryota; Metazoa; Chordata; Actinopteri; Cypriniformes; Catostomidae
Gene: slc7a2
Product: solute carrier family 7 member 2
Exons: 12
Coding region: 242-2167 (641 amino acids)
Biological process (GO): amino acid transport; transmembrane transport
Cellular component (GO): plasma membrane
Molecular function (GO): amino acid transmembrane transporter activity
Source: RefSeq, a predicted model, not a curated record
UACAGUUGGGGACUGCAUAUAUUUGAGCUAAAGGGAAGGAAGGGGGAAAUUUGAGACUUGGGAAGGACUGACUCGACUAGGAGCUCUGUGAGCUUUUUAAAGAAAUCAGAGGAGAUCCCUGAGAGUUGUGUGUGUUGGGGGCGUGUUUGUGGGAAAGCUGCAAGUUCUUAAAGGUAUUUCUUCCCCAAAGGUGACUCAUCUACAGCUCCAGACUCAUCAGGUGUUUUUGCUCACAGGAAGAAUGCUGAAACAUUGCCUCGCUUUUGGCCGUUCCCUUGUGAGGAGGAAGAAUGUGGACCAGGACUGUCUUGAGGAGUCCAAGUUGUGCCGUUGCCUCUCCACUGUUGAUCUCAUUGCCCUCGGGGUGGGAAGUACACUGGGGGCUGGUGUCUAUGUGCUCGCUGGGGAGGUGGCCAAGGGAAAUUCUGGCCCCAGCAUUGUGGUGUCUUUUCUUAUAGCUGCACUAGCAUCUGUGAUGGCUGGGCUUUGCUAUGCCGAGUUUGGUGCACGGGUACCCAAGACAGGCUCGGCUUAUUUGUACAGUUAUGUGACAGUGGGUGAGCUCUGGGCAUUCAUUACUGGAUGGAACCUCAUUCUGUCAUAUGUAAUAGGGACCUCUAGUGUGGCACGGGCCUGGAGUGGGACAUUUGAUGAGCUCAUAGGGGGCCACAUUGAGAAGUUCUGCAAAAUGUACUUCAAAAUGAGCUUGCCUGGCCUAGCAGAGUACCCUGAUUUCUUUGCAGUUUGCCUCAUCUUACUUCUGUCAGGUCUUCUGUCCUUCGGGGUGAAAGAGUCAGCGUGGGUCAACAAAAUCUUCACAGCUGUAAACGUGCUGGUGCUUAUGUUUGUUAUUGUAUCUGGUUUUGUCAAAGGAGACUCACUCAAUUGGAAUCUGUCAGAAGAAUCUCUCAUAAAUGCCACAAUUAUCACAAGGAACCUCUCACACACUGCUAAUGUUACCAGUGAUUAUGGUGCAGGGGGCUUUUUGCCUUAUGGCUUCAGCGGGACACUGGCUGGGGCAGCCACAUGCUUUUAUGCCUUUGUAGGAUUUGACUGCAUUGCAACAACAGGCGAGGAGGUAAAGAACCCCCAGAGAGCCAUUCCCAUUGGUAUAGUCGUCUCCCUGCUGGUCUGCUUCCUUGCCUACUUUGGAGUGUCUGCGGCCCUCACACUUAUGAUGCCUUAUUACCUGUUGGAUGAGAAGAGUCCUCUGCCUGUAGCCUUUGAAUAUGUGGGCUGGGGACCGGCGAAAUAUGUAGUGGCAGCAGGAUCACUUUGUGCUUUAUCAACCAGUCUGCUGGGCUCCAUUUUCCCAAUGCCUCGUGUAAUCUAUGCUAUGGCACAGGAUGGGGUGCUUUUCAAAGUGUUAGCCCAAAUCAAUCCUAAGACGAAGACCCCACUUAUUGCCACAAUGUCUUCUGGUGUAGUUGCAGCUAUUAUGGCUUUUCUGUUUGACUUGAAAGCGUUGGUGGAUAUGAUGUCCAUUGGAACCUUGCUGGCAUACUCCUUAGUAGCUGCAUGUGUUCUUAUCCUCAGAUACCAGCCGGAUGCUGUAUUUGAGAAGUCUAGGAUCAGUGAAGGGAAGGAACAGGUUGGUGAAUCUGAACUGACAGAGUCUGAGUCUCAUCUCAACAUGCUGAAAGAUGGUGGUGUAACCCUACACUCUCUGCUGAACCCUCCGUUGCUGCCCACUGAACGGACCUCCACAGCCGUCAAUGUGUCUGUUAUUAUUAUUGCGCUUAUUGUGUGUGUUGUAAGUACACUCAACACAUACUAUGGACAGGCCAUUGUUGCCAUGGAGCCUUGGGCCCUGGGGGUGUUAGCAGCAUCCUUGAUCAUCUUUAUUAUGUGCAUCUUUUUGGUUUGCAGACAACCUCAGACAAGGAAGAAAGUUUCAUUCAUGGUUCCUCUGUUACCCUUUCUACCCAUUUUGAGUAUAUUUGUCAACGUGUAUCUCAUGGUUCAGCUCAGCGGAGACACAUGGAUCCGUUUCUCCAUCUGGAUGGCAAUAGGUUUCCUCAUCUAUUUUGGUUAUGGGAUGUGGCAUAGUGCUGAACGCAAGAGGUAUCUACAGAACUGUGGUGGUGUAACAGAGAAAAAGAAACUGACAGAAAAUGAAGGCGCUGUGGAGUAUUUGAUUCACACAGAGAAGACUAGCCCAUGUUAAAAAAUGGCAGAUAUAGAGUCCCACAAUAACUGGCUAUUAUCCACAGCAUUCACCUAAUGGCUUACAGACCUGAGCUCUGUGUGUACAGUUUUGCCUUACAGUCACUGCCAUCAUGAACAAUGUUUUAUCACUGUAGCUCCCAGUGCAGAUGCUCUCACAAGUGCUGUGAUCAGAUCAUGUAGUAAGACAUCGGGGGUGUAAAUGUAUUGAUGCCUACUGAUCUGAAAAUGAUUAUCGAUCUGACAAUGAAAAUUCUGUGCAUUAUAAAAUUGAUUAACUGAUUGACUCAAUUAAUUGAUAAUAAUUAUCAUGUAUUGUAAUUUAAUAUGCAAUAGUGCCCCCCCAAUACAAUUUGCAAUACAUUGCAUCCUUUAAUAAACAACCAGCAGCAAAUUGAAUUGUUGUCAGAACAAAUAUUUACACCCCAUAAGUCACACGUAUGUCUGUCUGUGAGUAAUUUGCAUUGAAAUGUAUUUGGAAGCUUAAAGGGAAAACAUAAUCACAAAAAUACUUCAUUUUACGAAGAGUAAAAAAUAAGUAAGGUUUAAUUCUAACAUUAGUUUAAGUAAUAAUAACAAGAAUAAUUAAAAAUAUAGUUUAACGUAGCCUUUAUACUUAGUUCUAAAAAUGGGAUAGUGGCAUUUUUAACAUAGGUAGAACAUUGAUUAGAUAUUGGAGAAAGUAUGCAGUGCAGAUGUAGGCAAAUGCCCAGGAUCACAAAAUAGUUAUUUAAUGUCUUGAUAAUUCACUUCAAGUGUUCAAUUCUCAGAUAUAGAUAGAAUCAAUUCAAUUGACCACAUAUUAUUUUAAGUGCCAGAUACAUUAGGCUGCUCAUUUACAGUAACACUACUUGUUUUCUUGUAUUCUGAUAACACUGCUUUUUGUUUUCAUUCUGUAAUGUUAUAUAUUACACAUGCUUCUUUAUUUUGUUUGAAGUUUUGUCAGGAAUAUCUUGCUAUGUUCAGUAUUCAUAUGUCAACCUGUGUUUUAGCUACCAAAAGGUCUGAUGAUCUUGAUAAGGAAGAAGUUAUGUAAUGAAUGUUUGAAGUCAAGUUGUAAAAUACCCAUUGUUUUUUUUUUUACUUUCAAGACCCUUUUUCUACAAUGAGUAUUAGCUAUGAAUUUUGUAUAAAUUGUUUGAUAAAUAAACAAUUUAAACCAUCAACAAGUUUGCACACAAGGUUUUACAUCUGCAAAAGUUAGAAACGGUUGACUUGCACUCCAGUAUUGCUGUUAUCACUGCAGUCGAAGUCAGUUUGAUCCGCUUAUGUAAGUGAUACUUAUAGUCCGCUGUGGUCCGUCUUGAACCUGAGCAUCUGAAAGUGUUUCUUCAGUAUACCAGUGCUAAUGUGUUUGUUUGCUCGAAUCAUAGUUGUAGAUUGCAGUGCAAUUGAAUCAUUAAAGGCAGGAGUUUUGGUUUUCUGCACAUUUACACAGUAUUUGUAUGUGUGUGUCAUUAAAACAAAUGUACAUUCAUUAUUAUGUUUCAGAGGCCUAUGUAUAUUGCUAAUGGAAGUAAUGUAAUGAUUAAGCCUUUUAUCAUAACAUUGCAAAUUGGUUGCAUACAAACCAAUAAAAUAUUUCUCACCUCCUUUUUAA